GCUGUUCAAAUUAAAUCCGCUCACAAAUAUUAGUAAUCAUAAUACACCUGAUCAUUUAAAUAUUGAGGAGAGUCUUUAUUAAUUAAUAAAUGCAAUUACACCAAGAGUAUAUCAAAACAGGAAUAAUUAUUAUUUUGAAUCCUUUAAUUUUAGCAACUAUGGAUAAAUUGAAAAAGAUAAUUGUGAAGGAAUCUGCUCAUUUUAAAAUGUAAGAUUUAACUUCUUUAUUUGAUAAUAAGAUGGGGUGUUUAUGUAAUAAUUAUUCACAUUUUAAGAGCUUAAAGAAUGAAAUAUUAUACUCUGGAGAUUGGCUUGACGAUUUAAGACAUGAAUAUUGAUAUGGGAAGGCUAUAAAUUUAGAUGGAAGUGUUUAUGAAAGUUUUUUUUUUAAAUAAGAUAAGUAUUAUUGUCUAGGUAGAUUAUUAUAUCAUGAUGGAGAUUAUUAGAAGGAGAAUUUGA
Messenger RNA from Paramecium sonneborni, 459 nucleotides. The record is from the annotation of a GenBank genome assembly. Lineage: Eukaryota; Ciliophora; Oligohymenophorea; Peniculida; Parameciidae.